Paramecium sonneborni is the source of this 1467-nucleotide messenger RNA. Lineage: Eukaryota; Ciliophora; Oligohymenophorea; Peniculida; Parameciidae. The record is from the annotation of a GenBank genome assembly.
AUGAAAUGUAUUGGCAACUAUCAAUUAGGAAAAACUAUUGGUUCUGGAACUUUUGGAAAGGUAAAAUUGGCAGUUCACAUUCCAACAUAAUAAACAGUAGCUAUUAAGAUAAUGAAUAAAUCACGAAUGGUUGAUAUUGUUGAUAUAGAGAGAGUAUAACGCGAAUUGCAUAUUUUGAAAAUUGUUAGACAUCCAAAUGUUAUAAUGUUAUAUGAAGUCUUUGAAACUAAUAAAUAUAUUUUUAUCGUUAUGGAAUAUUGCCAAAAAGAACUUUUUAGUUACAUUGUUAAAAAUAAGAAAAUACCAGAAAUAAAUGCAUGUGCUUUAUUUUAAUAACUAUUAUCAGGAAUAGAAUAUUUACAUAAAUUAAAAAUUGUUCAUAGAGACAUAAAACCAGAAAAUCUCUUAAUUAAAGGUCGAAUCAAAAUUGUAGAUUUUGGUCUUUCAAAUACUUAUGAUGAAUUAUUAAAGACAGCUUGUGGAUCACCUUGUUAUGCAGCUCCUGAAAUGAUAUCAGGAAAACUCUAUAGUGGUUUAAAAGCUGAUAUUUGGAGUAGUGGUGUUGUACUAUUUGUAAUGUUAUGUGGAUAUCUACCUUUUGAAGAUGCAAAUACAAAUUAGUUAUAUAAAAAAAUUCUAUCAGCCAAUUAUAAGGUUCCAAAUUUCUUAAGUAGUGAUGCAAUUGAUGUACUUAAAUUUAUUUUGAAUCCUGAUCCAGAUGAAAGACCAAAUAUUGAUUAAAUAAGAAAGCAUCCUUGGUUUAAUUUAUACAAAACAAAUUUUUAAAUUAAACAAGGAAUUUUAAUAGGAUAACAUAAAAUUCCUAUUGAUAACAAUGUUGUAAAUUAAGUUGAAAAAUUGGGAUAUUCAAAAAAGUAUAUCUAUCAAUGUUUAAUUUCUAAUCAACAUAAUGAUGCAACUACUGCUUAUUAUUUGUGGUUGGAUUAAAUAAUUCAAUCUGGUGGAUAAACUUGUGCAGAUAUUGCUUCUGAUUAAUUUUAAGUCUAAUUGAUUGAAUUGAAUUCUUAAACUGCUAAAAGUGAUAUUAAAAUAAAUAUGACAAUUGAAGAUGAAAAAUAAGAAACUAUAACAAACAACAAUACAAAUAGUAUAAAUAGUUAAUAAAUAUAAUAAUAAUAACCUCAAAUAACUCCAAAAAAUCCUUCUAGUAGGAGAUCAAAUAAAACAGAAAGAUAUCCAAUUUUCGAUAGACUAAUGAAUAAAAUAGAAAAAAAUCCAUCAAAUGUGAGAUCAGAAUCUGAGUAAUAAUAAAAAAACUUAGAGAUUCAAAAAUAUGAAAUUUAAUCAAGUAAGGGUAGUAAAUCCAUAUCUUUGAGUGAUUAUUAUUCUGACAAAUUAAGUAAAGAGUUGCCUUUACCCACAAUUCAUCAAUAACUAAAGAGAAAGAAACCUAAAAUAAAAACAAAUUUAUUAACAAUUCAAUAAGUUUAUGGAGUUAGAAAAUGA